Messenger RNA from Daktulosphaira vitifoliae (grape phylloxera), 4239 nucleotides. Its product is annotated as probable sodium/potassium/calcium exchanger CG1090. Bases 294 to 2042 code for a protein of 582 amino acids. Gene Ontology annotation, cellular component: membrane. Gene Ontology annotation, biological process: calcium ion transmembrane transport; intracellular calcium ion homeostasis. Gene Ontology annotation, molecular function: calcium, potassium:sodium antiporter activity; calcium channel activity. The record is from RefSeq and is a predicted model, not a curated record. Lineage: Eukaryota; Metazoa; Arthropoda; Insecta; Hemiptera; Phylloxeridae. The transcript is spliced from 10 exons.
UCUAUAUAAUCAGCGCGCAUCGUACCCAGUCAGCCAACAGUGUUAGUAUUCCUCUCUGUUUCGGCACAUUUGUGUGAGUGUUAGAUACGAUUUACUAAGCCAAUCACAAUAAUAAACUCGUUUUAGUAAGUAAAAAUAACCAAAUUGAAGUCGUGUUCGGUAAUAAUAAUCAUAACAGUAAUUCAAAUAUUUACACGUUGCAUUUAAUCUCAGCAAUCUUGUCUUGUCUUGGUUAAAAGCAAGUAACAUAUUUCGGACACAAGUCAAAAAGAUCUCAUUUUUACAGUCAUCCUAUGAUUAGACAAAGGAGGCCAAGCCGAUCUCGUUCCAUUAUAUUAUGGGGUGGUUUUUUACUGUUAUAUGCCGCACUUACUGCAAUCAUAGAUUGUACAAUAAGUACAGAAACAAAUUUAACCAUAACACAAUUUAAUGAAGAGAAACAAUAUUUCACUCCAAUAACACCUCUUCAUUCAUCUACUCUUAUUGUAGGUGAUUCAAGUUUAAAAUCACCAAAAAAAGAUGUUUCUACUACUUCUGUUAAUGAUCUGAAAGUAUCGUUAUCAUUGCCAGUGAACUCAACAAUUAGUAACGUUACUACCACAGAGACCUCUGAGAUAUGUACUCCACCAGCUAUAAAACAGUUUCCACGUCCAUUUAUGAGACCACACAUUAGACGAAGAGGAGGCGUUAUAUUCCACAUAAUACUUUGUAUUUACAGUUUUUUAGGAUUGGCAAUAGUUUGUGAUCAUUAUUUCGUCAAAUCAUUGGACAGGAUUUGUGAAGAACUUAAAGUAAGUCCUGAUGUUGCGGGAGCCACUUUCAUGGCAGCAGGUAGUUCAGCACCAGAGUUAGCUACAGUAAUAAUAGGAGUCUUUUUGGCUAAAGAUGACAUUGGUGUUAGCGGUGUUAUUGGAUCUGCUGUGUUUAAUAUUAUGUUUGUAAUAGCGAUUUGUGGGCUGGCUUCAACUACAGUAACAUAUCUGAAUUGGUGGCCUCUUUGCAGAGAUUCGUUUUUCUAUACUAUUAGUAUUCUCAUCAUGCUAUUAGCAAUAUACAAUGAGACAAUCACCUGGAUGGAGAGUUCUCUUUUGUUGUUAACUUAUGUGAUAUACUGUGUAGCCUUAUACUAUAAUUUAUACUUAGAAGCAUGGGCUAACACGUGGAAUUUACCAUUUCCGCCUAGAAAUCAUGGACAAAUAAAUGAACUAUUUACUGAAAAAACAGUUCUUGAAGGAGACGGGGAAAAAGUUCCAGAACAGAUACAACUAACGGGUACUAAAAGUCAAGGGUAUGAUACAACAGGAUCUACAGGUUUGGAUCAACAAGAAUUAAAUCAAGAAAAAUCCAAAACCCGACCACAAAACCCAGAUUUUUAUGUACCGAAAGAAUACCAAGAGGAUAAUGAACCUGACCCACUAGUGAAACCUAAUAAUGCAACUCUCACAGAGCAAAUUCAAUGGGCAGUAUUGUUUCCUAUUUAUUAUCUAUGCCAUUAUACCAUGCCAGACUGUCGCAAAGAACAAUUCAAAAGUUGGUACAUUUUAACGUUUAUUAUAUCAAUGUUUUGGAUAUCUGUCUAUUCAUAUAUAAUGGUUUGGAUGAUCACAGUAAUAGGAAAUACUCUUGGAAUACCCGACACUGUUAUGGGCCUUACGUUUGUCGCAGCUGGAGUUAGUGUACCGGAUGCGUUAUCAAGUUUAGCCGUCGUUAAAGAAGGAUAUGGUGACAUGGCUGUUUCUAAUGCAGUGGGUAGUAAUGUUUUUGAUAUACUUGUAUGUUUGGGAUUACCUUGGUUCCUUCAAACUGCCAUAUUUAAUCCAGGAAGUACUGUAAAAGUAUACAGUAAAGGUUUGACCUACUGUACUUUAACACUUCUUUCUACCGUUGUUUUCCUAUUGGUAGCUACUCAUAUGAAUGGAUGGAAAUUAGAUAGAAAAUUUGGAGCUGUUCUAAUGUUGUGGUAUUUGAUUUUUAUUGCUAUUGCUAGUUUAUAUGAGCUUAAUGGCACAAUGAAUCCGCCCAGCUGCUUAACAGAUUAUUAAAUUAUUAAAGUUAAAUUUCAUCUUAUUAUAGAUUAUUUACAAAUAAUUAUUACAUACAACUUAUUUUUUGAUUUUUAAUUGAGUUUAUUAAUCAUAAUUUCGUUUGAACUAUUAUUAACCUGUCGCAUUCGACAGUUCAGCGUCCUGUGAUUUUUAUAUGUUAAUUAAUAAUGUAUGUCAUGAAUAAAAGUAAUGUUAUUAAGAUACUACUGGAAUGCGUUUGAAAUAUCUAUAAAAUCUAAUAACAUAAAUUUAUGUGAGAUGAUUUGUGUUUAGUACACGUACACAAUAUUAAGUAUUUAAUGUAUUUAUGAUUGCUUUGGUUAGUAAAAAUUGAAUAAACCAGGAUAGAAUAAUAUAUUGAAUUGUGUUUCUAGUCAGUCAACGUAGCAUUUAUAGCACGAUUAUUAUUUAAAUGAAAAUAUUUAUAUUAUUAUUUUUGAAUAUAUUCAUUGAGAACUUUAAUUGAUAAAUUAUAUUAUUUAAGACUUUAUAAAAUGUAUUACUACUAAAUUUGUUUUUUUAUAUUUAAUUCAUUGGUUGUUAUAAAUAUUUUUCUUAUGCAUAAAACCGUGUAAUGUUAUGUACUUAAAAAUAACAAAGUGCCAUAAAUCAUUAAAUGUUUUUAAAACUAACAAUUAAUGGAUGAUAAGCUUAUCUUUUUAAUUACUGCCAUUACUGUUUUCUUGUUAAUUUUCAAUGAUGGUUCUUUUAUUUUUUUUAUUUUAAUAUAAUAUUUAAAUUAAGUAUAAUAAAUAAUUUAAUGAUGACAAUAAUUAGAUGAUAAUUAAAAUUAAAGUUAUAUAUGUUAUUAUUAGUUAAAUAAUAAAAUGUCUGAUUUUAAUAAUAAUGAAUGUCUAAAUGUAUUAUAUUAAUGUAAGUUAUAAAAUGUUUAUUAUUAUGGUUAAGUUUUGAUCUUUAACAAAACUUUGAAAAGAGAAGAAUAAAUUAUAAUGUAAUGUUAACAAAGACAAGCAAAUCAGAUUAAUGCUACAUCACAAACCUUUUAUAGAAGUUUUUUAAGUUAAAUCUGUUUUUUUUUAUAAAAUACAGUAACUUACUUAUUUUAUCUAUAAUAUUAUAGUUUUAUUAAAAAUUUAUUAUUUUUAUUCUAUAAAAAGGGUUUAUAGUUUUAAUUAUACAAUAAUAUGAUUUGCUAUUAUUUAAUAAAAUUAAGCUUCUCUAUAAAAGAAGAAAUACAGAAGUUAUCCAUAAGAAAACAGUACAUAUUGGCCAUACUCUGUUAUAUUUCUUAAAUAUUUUUUUUUUAUAAUUUGUCAUAUACACUUCUCUUUAUUUACUGGGUGUAAUCAAGUUUUAAAUUAGCUUAUAAUACUUAUAUUUAUUUGUAAUAUAUUCCUUAGUUAUAUGAACUAAAUUAUAAUCUAGGUUAUUUACUUUAUUAUUUUAUAUAUUGUUAUACCUUUUUGUGUGAAAAAGGCUGAAUUAAGUAUUAUUUGAAAUGUUAAUAACCUUAACAAAACUAUGUAGCAAAAUAAAUAUACUAUAAAUAUUAAAUAUUGUUUUACUCAAUAAAAAAUUAUUUAUUCACAAUUUAAACAGAGACAGUUUUUGUGAAUUCAAUGAAUUUGGCACUUUUUAAGAGCCAGUUGGCUUUCAUAUAAAAAUAUCGACAAAUAUACUUAAAUCACCUCUAUUUUUUUGUAUAAUUACUUGUGGGUACAUUGAUCAUACUUAUUAAAUAUUAUUCUUUAUAAUAAAAUUUGAAUAUUUUUAAUUAACAAAUUUAUUAUAAAUUUAAAAUUAUGUAAAUUUUCUUAUUGAUUAUUCAAUAAAUUAAUAAAUUGUUUAGAUUUGUUGUUGAGUCUGAAACAAUUUAUAGAAAAAUUAAUUUUGUUCUAUAAUUUAAAUAAAUAUAUAAUAUAUCUGUGCCUGACUGAUUUAAUAAAAAGGUUAAAAAUGUAUUAAAGCAUAGUCGUGUUUAAAAUUUUGCUAUAAUUAAAGAAAAUAUUAUUGUAUAAAAUAUUACAUUUUAGAACAUAUAAAUAAUGGGUGUCCAUUUGAAGUAGAAGUGACGACUCCUUUCAAUUUUUCUGAUUACUAAUAAAAAAAAAAUAGUUAAGUCUGCAACCUUUGAAAAUUUUACAAUAAGUAUUAUGCUAUUAUUUUAGUUUUUAUUAUUGAUAAAUAAUAAAUUUAUUAUUGGGGAGGGUGAUUCAAAAAAUUUUUAGUUACU